AUGAUGGUCCAGGAGGCGGACGCACGCCCCCUGCUUUCCGCUCGCCUGGUCCCCCCCGCCGGUGGUCUGCAGGCCGGCGAGGUUUUGACUGCCGUCCUGGAGAUCCUGGCACCCUAUCCCUUGGCCCUCAUAGAGGUUGACAUCUCCUUGGUGGGCGUGGAGAGGGUGGACACCGCCUACGUGUCCCGAGACUGGCGAGCAGGGGUCCCCCCCCUCAUCACUGACCCCCGCCGCAUCCAGCGGCACUUGCUCCAGUCGGGCCUGUGUGCCGCCUGCCAGACGGACCUCGCAAACCCCGAGCUCCGUCGCUUCGUCAUCCAGAGUCGCCUGCCGUCGUGGCUCCCACCCACCUACAUGGGGACCGCCCUGCGGGUGGCCUACCAGCUGUCGGCCAUCAUCCGGUACCGCGACGCCUCCUCGGCCCACGAGUCCUCCUUCGCAGCCUCCCCCCUCUCGCCCCCUGGAGUCUCGCCGGCUCAGGCCGUGCUGCAGCACGCCCCCGCCAUGCGGUGCUGGGAAGUGGGGGCGGGGACCGACUUGACCCAGGCCCUGGACCACCUGGACGCCCUGGCACGCCAGGAGCCGGAGCGUGAGGCUGGCAGCGACGACGAAGGGGGGGGCGGUGCGCGUAUGAGCGCCGGCGAGGAGGAUGCCGCUCAGCCCUUGCCCAGCGAGGACAAGGCCGCCAGCGGUGGCGAGGUGCCGGACCCCGCCCGCACCUUUGCGCUGAGGCUGGGCGACCGGCCACUGGCGCGCGCGCGCGAGGCGGCGCCCCACGCCGCCAGCGUGGGCCUGCAGCUGGCGCUGCCGCGCGGGGCGACGCCCAGCUUCCGCACGCCGCUGUGCACGCUGGGCUGGGCGCUGCGAUUCGUGUUCACCGCCGUGGGGCAGAGCCCCAUGCGGGACCCGGGCAGCACGCCGUGGCGGGGAGCCACCGAGAAGCUGACCUGGCGCCUGCCCAUCUUGGUUGUCGCCCCCGGGGGAAUCCCGGGGGAGGAGCCCAACGAGUACUGA
Molecule: messenger RNA, 1014 nt
Organism: Auxenochlorella protothecoides
Lineage: Eukaryota; Viridiplantae; Chlorophyta; Trebouxiophyceae; Chlorellales; Chlorellaceae
Exons: 5
Coding region: 1-1014 (337 amino acids)
Biological process (GO): retrograde transport, endosome to Golgi
Cellular component (GO): Golgi membrane; Ric1-Rgp1 guanyl-nucleotide exchange factor complex
Source: RefSeq, a predicted model, not a curated record